Messenger RNA from Tilletiopsis washingtonensis, 396 nucleotides. RefSeq lists its product as hypothetical. The record is from RefSeq and is a predicted model, not a curated record. Lineage: Eukaryota; Fungi; Basidiomycota; Exobasidiomycetes; Entylomatales. The coding region runs from base 1 to 396 and encodes 131 amino acids. The transcript has 2 exons.
AUGUCGCACCUUGCGCGCGACGAGGCUGACCCGGCGUCCAUCCCGCUGGCGUCGCUGCGUGCGCCGCCGGCGCUGGGCAUGCAGCGCAGCGAGUCGGGCGCCUCCUCCGUCGCCGGCGCCCCGCCGCCCGCACACUUCUCGCACCCGCACGGCUUCGACAGUGCCGCGUACUACGAGGGCUACGACGCCGGCAACGAGCCUGCGCCGCGCGAGCACGAGCACCACGCCCACGCCCGGGCCGGCGGCGCGGCGGCGCCCCAGACGUACGCCAGCACCAGCGCGGCGAGUGGAAGCCGCUCGGGCAGCGGCAAGAGCAAGGAGGGCCAGGCGUGGGGACAGUUUGAUGCCACGCUGCGCGAGCGCAAGACGGCGGCUUUUGAGGCAUGGGCGGCGUGA